Hibiscus syriacus is the source of this 498-nucleotide messenger RNA. RefSeq names its product receptor kinase-like protein Xa21. The transcript has 2 exons. Gene Ontology annotation, molecular function: protein kinase activity; ATP binding. Lineage: Eukaryota; Viridiplantae; Streptophyta; Magnoliopsida; Malvales; Malvaceae. The record is from RefSeq and is a predicted model, not a curated record. The coding region runs from base 31 to 321 and encodes 96 amino acids. Gene Ontology annotation, biological process: protein phosphorylation.
CAACGCAGUUCAACGGGAAUAAGAGGAACAAUGGGAUAUAUUCCUCCGGAAUAUGGAAUGGGAAAGAAAAUAUCCACACACGGCGAUGUGUACAGCUAUGGCGUCGUUUUAUUGGAGUUGUUUAUAGGCAAAAGACCCAACGACUGCAUGUUUACAGGAGUGUUGAGCCUACGUGAGUAUGUAAAGACCGCCAUUCCUGAUCAUGUGGUGGAGACCUUUGAUACUAGGCUCAAUUUUGAAGAUGAAGCAGCCUUCAAUCAAAAUGGGCAAGGCAGCAGAGGCAUCAGCAACAUCGUGAAAAGGCUUGGACACGGUUCUUAGCAUAGGAGUGUCUUGCUCGGAUGAUUCACCGAGUUAACGAAUGAACAUUAAAGAUGUGCUGAGAGAACUUCAGAAGACUAGAAAUAUGCUUCUUGGAGAUCAAAGGGGAAGAGCGUUGCAAGUUUCGGUGCAUCAAAGAUUACAUUAGAAAUUUGUACCAAAAAUAAAAUGUUAGAA